AUGCUUUCUCAGCUUUUUAUUCUUUCUGCCAGAGGUGAUACAAUUAUUACUCGUGACUUCCGAGGCGAUCUAGUCCGAGGAACUAACGAAAUUUUCUUCAGAAAAGCCAAAUUUUGGAAAGGUGACCCACCCCCAGCAUUUAAUAUCGAAGGAAUCAACUUUCUUCACAUAAAGCGAAAUGGCCUUUACCUCGUCGUCACGACUCUUCACAAUGUAUCACCAUCCUACGUUUUUGACUUACUCUACAGACUUGUCACAGUAAUUAAAGACUUCUGUGGCGUUUUAACUGAAGAAAGCAUAAGGAAAAACUUUGUCCUCGUCUAUGAGAUUAUUGACGAAAUAAUCGACUAUGGCUACCCACAAAGUACUUCUGCUGAACAAGUGAGGCCAUAUAUAGUAAACGAGCCAGUUGCUAUAGCCCAAUCCACUCCUUUGUUCAAGGCAAACCCUUUUUCUAACACAGUCCCACAUGCAGCAGCUCAGCGUCCACUUUCGAAUAAAAAACAAAAAAACGAGAUUUUUGUCGAUAUUUUAGAAAAAGUCUCAGUUUUGUUCAACUCAAAUGGAUAUAUAUUGAACUCGUCAAUAGAUGGCUGUAUACAGAUGAAAUCUUAUUUGUAUGGAAAUCCGCAGCUUAGAUUAGCAUUGAAUGAAAUUUUUUAUUUUUUUUUAAAUUUUUUUUUUUAGUAUUUAUUUUAGGUUUUUUUUAUGGUCUGUGAAUGAAGACUUAGUUAUUGGUAGAGGAAGCGGGAAUUAUGGAAGUGUGGUGCUUGAUGACUGCAAUUUUCAUGAGUGUGUAAGCUCUAGUGAAUUUAAUGAAUUCAAGAUCCUUACAAUUAAUCCUCCAGAUGGGGAAUUUAUAGCAAUGAACUAUAGAAUCAGAGGAGAUUAUCAGACACCUUUUAGGAUUUUCCCAUUUGUGGAGACAAUUACUCCUUAUAAGGUGGAAUUUUUAGUGAAAAUUAAGUCGUGCUUCCCUGAAGGACAGUUUGGGACAAAUGUGUCGGUAAAGUUUAAUUUGCCAAAAACUACAGCCUCAGUCGCAUUUGAAAUGCCUAGCAAACUUAGCGGCCAACAAUCAGAAUAUCGGGAUCAAGAAAAACUCGCAGAAUGGACCAUUAAAAAGUUCCCAGGAAACGCUGAAUACGCAUUAAAAACUAAAAUCAGCCUUAGUGCGCCUGCUACCACAAAAGAAAUUGGGCCUAUCUCAAUGCAGUUUGAAAUCCCAAUGUACAAUGCCUCAAACAUGCAAGUGAAAUACCUCAGAAUUGCUGACCAAGGAAAAGUCCCAACUCCAAACAGAUGGGUAAGAUAUGUGACACAAGCAAGCUCAUAUGUCUGCAGAGUCUAA
Messenger RNA from Blepharisma stoltei, 1351 nucleotides. The record is from the annotation of a GenBank genome assembly. Lineage: Eukaryota; Ciliophora; Heterotrichea; Heterotrichida; Blepharismidae.